Molecule: messenger RNA, 1857 nt
Organism: Olea europaea var. sylvestris
Lineage: Eukaryota; Viridiplantae; Streptophyta; Magnoliopsida; Lamiales; Oleaceae
Exons: 7
Coding region: 84-1736 (550 amino acids)
Biological process (GO): positive regulation of transcription by RNA polymerase II
Cellular component (GO): Ino80 complex; NSL complex; MLL1 complex
Molecular function (GO): protein binding; G-quadruplex RNA binding
Source: RefSeq, a predicted model, not a curated record
AUGUGCUUUCUGAAUUUGGAGGCACAUCAUUUCACAGUUUAGCCUAUUCAUCACCACUGCCUCAAAAUCCAACUUGGAGUACCAUGCAUGACAUUUCUGCCUCUUCUCUGCCAGUUCAGCUUGGACAGAGAGACCACCAGAUAGGAAAAGUAUUUGUAUGUACUGAGGCCAAUGGUGUGAAUAAUACAGAUGCAUCCAAGUUAAAUAAUUUGGUUCCUAACAUGACAAAUUUAACUCCUAGCUCGGAGGACUACUUCGCAGAAUUGACAAGCACUUUGUUUGACUUUUCAAAUGAGGAAGAACAGCUUUUCAUGGAUGCUGAUGGAAAUGACCUGAUAGAAAAGUCUUAUAUCCAUAGUUUCAGUUCACUUCUAGAUUCUCCUAAUAAGAAUGAUUUGCCCAACAUUGUCCAAGAGGCUCCCGAUGCACAUUUUACUCUUACUAGUGGUGCACAUAGUGAAGAGUCAGGGAAGAAGGAGCUGUAUCAAAGUUCUAUUCUAUACAACAAAAUACCACCUGAGCGAACUGCGAAAACUUUUGGUACUGAAUACCGUAAUGGAGUCAUAUGCUGCACAUUGAACACCGAGGACCCAGAAAUUCCUAGCAAUGCUGAUGUUUUUCUUCCCUUCAGGUUUCCCUCUUCGUCUAAUUCCUCAGGGCCUAAUUGGAGAGAUCACAAUGCCUAUUAUCUAAUGCCGUUUUCUAUGAAGAAUUUCUCAAACACAAGAAAAGCAAAUGGAGGACAGCUUCCAAGGAAGAGUGAACAAAAAAAUUCCCAUGCACCUUCUCGCUUGAUAGGAUCAUCACAACAAAGAGACACAGGGACAAAUCAUAGACUUAGUAGUUAUGGAAUGAAAUUUGGGUUGCCUAACAGUAGUAUUCAACUGUCGGCACUCAAGAAUGCAAGAACUAGUGAAGAACCCAGUCGUAAAAGUUCGGUAAAUGACGUCAAUCUUGAUUAUAAAUCAGCCGGUCCUUGUUUAGCUAAGCAAUUUCAUGGUCCAGACAUUAUUCAAAGAUUUCAGAGAAGUAUUAUUGGCAGUUUGAAGGAUUUAGAUGCUAAAGUUACAGUUCCAAACAAUGGAGUAUUAAAUGCUGAAUCAAGUUCCGUACUGCCGCUAGUCUCACAACCAAUUGAAAAGCCUCUACUGUUGAAUCAGGAAGAGCCUUAUUCUGAGGAUGAUUUGGACGUGCCCUGCUUUUCUGAUGUAGAAGCAAUGAUCCUUGACAUGGAUUUGAGUCCAGAGAAAUUUGAUCUACAGUUGAGCCAGGAAGUUCUGUCAUACAAACAUGAUGAAACUAAGAGAUCAAUCAUAAGGCUGGAGCAGACUGCAGAUGGUUGUAUGCAUAGAACCAUUGCAGCUCAGGGAGCAUUUGCUGUAUUAUAUGGUCGCCACUCGAAGCAUUUUAUUAAGAAACCUGAGGUUUUACUUGGAAGAGCGACUGAAGAUUCAAAAGUUGACAUUGACUUGGGAAGAGAAAAGAACGGCAGUAAAAUUUCUCGGAGGCAGGCCAUAAUAAAGAUGGACAUAUAUGGAUCAUUCCGCUUGAAGAACAUAGGGAAAUCGUCCAUCAGUGUCAAUGGCAAUGAAGUUGCAUCUACAAUGAGUGUAACCCUUACUCCAGGCUGUCUGAUUGAGGUAAGGGGAUUGGCAUUCAUAUUUGAGACGAAUAAAAAGAAAAUACAGCAGCAUGUGGGAGCAAGUUGUUUGCGGGACUAUAAAGCUUUGAUCUGACAUUGGACGGGUGGAAGAUUUUGAGGAUCUAUGUUGUAUACAGAACUUGUAGUAAGUACUGUAUUUGUAAGAACUACAGAGAUUUUUUACAAUAGAAGGAACUACAUCGUUGAAUGAUGUA